AUGGACGCUAGAGCAAUGCAAGAUGAACAUCCUCAUCAUGAGCAUGAGAAGAAAUCGGUUCUGAAGAAAGUGAAGGCAAAGGCUAAGAAAAUUAAGGACACAAUCACAAAACCAAAACAUGGUCAUCAUGAUGAUCAUGAACAUGAGCAUGGUCAUCAUCAUGAUCAAUAUCAGUAUGAAAAUCAACAUAUUCCUGAUGAUCAUGACCUGGAUCAGGAAGAUGAUGAGGAUGAUCAGGACCCAGAAAUUCAUGGAGCACCAAUUUAUGAUAGUGUUGGAGUUAGAAAUGUGACACCACAAGUGCAAGGAGUGAAUUUUGGAGAAGGAAGUAUUAUGGGAGAGGAACAUCAUCACCAUGAGCUAGAAAGAACGCUUGUUAAGGAAGAGAGAACAAUGAUAUCUAAGGUUAAUUUGGAGGAAGAUCCUCAUGCACCAGGAAGUAGAUCUGAAGCAUGUGUUUCAGCUAACUAUCAAACCAAGGUCACUUAUCCAACUAGGACAGGUAGUGCAGAAAUUGAUAUUGCUCCAAUUCAAAAAUCUAUGGACAGAAUGACUAAAGAGAAUGAGCCAAAAACUGUUGCAACAAUUUGUGAAACACAAUACCCUUCACCUUGUGUUGGAAUUCACAAUCAAUUUCCACCACAGCUUUCUACUGAAACCAAAACACCUUAUCCAUCAUCAAAUAUAGCACAUGACCAAAACUUACCACAGCUCUCUCCUGAAAUCAAAACUCAAUACCCCAAAAACCAUGAUCAAUUCACACCAGUUUUUAACACUUCAACACAAACUCAACACCCUAAUAUCAUCCAUCAUGAUCAAAACUUGCCACAUUUCUCAAAUGUAACAAAAACUCAAUAUCCUUCUUCUGUUACAAGCCAUGAUCAUUUCACAACACAGUUACUACCAACUGAACAUAAACCUCAACACCAUUCUGAAACAAGUCAUGACCAAAAUUUACCUCAAUAUUCCAAUGCAACAAAAACUACAUCAAACUUGUUACCUGUCACAGGUCAUGACCAAUAUCUACCACCGGAAUCUCGAUACCCUUCUGCUACAAGUCAUCAUUUAGCAUAUGAGCCUAAACCUCAAUACUCUUCUGCCACAAUCCACGACACACAUCUGCCAGCAUAUUCUGGUGCAGGAGAAUCUGGACACUUUUCUGCUGGUAGCCAUGUUCAAUUUAAACCAGAAUUACCAACUGAACAUAUACCACAACACUCUUUUACAAGUCAUGUACAAUCUCUGCCACAAUAUUCAAGCUUACCACAUCAUUCAAGUGAAAUGAAGACUCAGUACUCAUCUUCUGGAAGCCAUGAUCAGAUUAGCUCAGAGUUACCAACUGAGAACCAUUCUCCACCACAUUUUAGUGCCAUGAGAACUCAAAACCCUUCAGCUGGAAGCCAUGAUCAGCUUAGAGCAGAGUUACCAACCGAGCACCAUUCUCCACCACAUCUCAGCGCCAUGAGAACUCAACACCUUUCAGCUGGAAGCCAUGAUCAGUUUAGAGCAUAUUUACCUACCGAGCACCAUUCUCCACCACAUCCCAGCGCCAUGAGAACUCAACACCCUUCAGCUGGAAGCCAUGAUCAGUUUAGAGCAUAUUUACCUACCGAGCACCAUUCUCCACCACAUCUCAGCGCCAUGAGAACUCAACACCCUUCAGCUGGAAGCCAUGAUCAAUUUAGAGCAGAGUUUCCUACCGAGCACCAUUCUCCACCACACUUGAGUGCCAUGAGAACUCAAUACCCUUCAAGCUAUGUCCAGUUUACACCACAGUUUUCUACCACUAACAGAAACAUCACAGCUGAAGAGCAACCUCAGCUUCACAAUGAAUUGACGAAGACCUCAUCAAACCAAAGCAACGACAGCUACACAGACAAAAUGUAUUCUGCAGCUUCUACCAUUGCUGACAAAGCCACCAGUGUUAAAAAUGUCGUUGCUUCAAAGCUUGGAUAUAGUGGUGAGAACGAAACAACUCAAACAACAACUGGUGAAACACCGUCAAAACAAACCAGUUAUGCAGAUAAAAUCACAUCUGCAGCAGCUAAUGCCGUUGCUUCAAAGCUUGGAUAUGGUGGUGAGAACGAAACAACUCAAACAACAACCGGUGAAACACCGUCAAACCAGACCAGUUAUGCAGAUAAAAUCACAUCUGCGGCAGCUGGCAAAGCCGCCACUGCUAAAGAUAUGGUUGCUUCCAAGCUUGGAUAUGGUGAAAAAGGAGAAAUAACAAGUGGUGAAACACCAUCGAACCAGAGCAGUCUUACAGAUAAAAUAUCAUCUGCAACAUCUGUAGCUGCUGACAAAGCUGCAGCUGCUAAAGACAUGGUCGCUUCGAAGCUUGGGUAUGGUGAAAAAGCAGAAACAACAACCGGUGAAACACCAUCAACCCAGGUCAGUCAUACAGAGAAAAUAUCAUCAGCAACUUCUGCUACUGCUGAAAAAGUAGCCACUGCUAAAGACAUGGUCUCUUCGAAGCUUGGAUAUGGUGAAAAAGGGGAAACACAUACUGGUGAAACACCAUCAAACCAGGUCAGUUAUACAGAGAAAAUAUCAUCAGUAACAUCCGCUGCUGCUGAAAAAGUAGCCACUGCUAAAGACAUGGUUGCUUCGAAGCUUGGAUAUGGUGAAAAAGGAGAAACACAUACUGGUGAAACACCAUCAAACCAGGUCAGUUAUACAGAGAAAAUAUCAUCAGCAACAUCCGCUGCUGCUGAAAAAGUAGCCACUGCUAAAGACAUGGUCGCUUCGAAGCUUGGAUAUGGUGAAAAAGGAGAAACUGUUGAAACUCCAUCGAACCAGAACCAGAGCAGCUAUACAGAGAAAACCUCUUCUGCAACAUAUGCAAUAGCAGAUAAAGCUGCAUCAGCUAAAAACACAGUAGCCUCAAAGCUCGGCUUCGGCGAAACCGAGAGAGAUUCUUCUUCUGAAGUGUCACCUGCAGAAUAUGGAAACAAAAUUGCAGUCUCCUUGAUGGAGAAGUUAUCUCCAAUUUCUGGAAAACUUGAAAUUGGAAGCGGGGUAGAACAAGAUAAAGGGGUAUCCGUGAAAGACUAUGUAUCUGAAAAGCUAAGACCUGGUGAAGAAGAUCGAGCACUUUCUAAGAGAAUUUCUGAGAGUUUGUAUAAAAAAAGUGUAGAUGAUACCGUGAAAGAUCUUAAUGAUGAUGAUGAUAAAAGAGAAGGUAAGGAUGUGAGGAAAGUAGUAUCUGAUGCUCUUCAUAAGAGAGAUGCUGAUGUUAAUGAGGGUAGGAGAAAACCAGUUAGGGGAAAGGUGACUGAGAGUGAAGAGGUGAAGAAGAGGUUAGGAGGUUGGGAUGAAGAGAUAAGAGAAGGAGAGUUAGGGAAAGGUAUGGUUGAUAUGGUUAAGGAUACUGUUGAAUCUUGGUUUGGAAAACCAGGCGAGAAUGAAGCAACUCAAGGAAGUGGUGAAAGAAGACUUCAGGAAUCAGCUAAUUGA
Lathyrus sativus (Indian pea) is the source of this 3459-nucleotide messenger RNA. Lineage: Eukaryota; Viridiplantae; Streptophyta; Magnoliopsida; Fabales; Fabaceae. The record is from the annotation of a GenBank genome assembly.